AUGACGGGCCGCGAGGAGCUGGCCGAGGGCGCCCCGGGCAAGGGGAAGGCGCUGGCGCCCAGCGCGGCGGGGCAGGAGAAGGCGGGCGCCCGCUUGGCCAGCGGCAGCCUGCGCGCCUCCAAGGGCUUCGCCAUCACCGACCUGCUCGGCUUGGAGGCGGAGCUGCAGCCGCCCGGCCCGGUCGCCGCCGCCGCCUCCUCUUCGUCCUCCUCCUCGGGCUGCGAAGGCGGCGGCGGCGGCGGACCGGGCGGCUUGGGCGGAGGCGCCCUGCCGCUGGGCUUGGGCUUCCUCUGCGGCUUCGCCCCGCAGCAGCCCUCCGGGGCGCCCUGCCUGCUGCCCGCCCACCUGCCCUUCCUGCGGCCCGCGCCCGACCCCCCGCCCCAGCCCCACCGCCACCACCACGCCCCCUACGCGCCGCCCGCAGCCCACAGGCACAGCCACACACUCUCCGAUGACGAUAGCUUGUCAGGGGACAAGAGUGACCUGAAGACUUCUGGGUCCCAGAUCAAGAGAAAGAAACGACGGCACAGGACGGUAUUUACUGCACACCAACUGGAGGAACUGGAAAAGGCUUUCAAUGAAGCUCAUUACCCUGAUGUAUAUGCCAGGGAAAUGUUAGCAAUGAAAACUGAGCUCCCUGAGGACAGGAUACAGGUCUGGUUUCAAAACCGAAGGGCCAAGUGGCGGAAGCGUGAGAAGUGCUGGGGCCGCAGCAGUGUCAUGGCAGAAUAUGGCCUUUAUGGUGCUAUGGUGAGACAUUCCAUCCCGCUACCUGAAUCCAUCAUCAAUUCCGCCAAAAGUGGGUUAGUGGGCUCCUGUGCCCCUUGGCUGCUUGGAAUGCAUAAAAAAUCAAUGGGUGUUUCAAGAAGGCCUGAAAGUGAGGAAAAGGGGAAUGGUGGCUGGAAAUCUGAACACUCUGAUGAGGAAUUAAAAAAUAAGGAGACAGAACAGGAGAAAAGCUCCAGUGAUAAAUUCCGCUCAAUGGACAAUUCUGAAGAUAUUGCAAUUGAUCUCUCAAGUACAGCAAAACAUGAGAAAAAGAGCAGCACUUUGCGACAGUGUCUCAAUGGAGGGCUACAGCCAAAAAUGAAGGACUAAGCAUGAGGAUGAAGACAUACAUAGCACAAC
This is a messenger RNA of Heteronotia binoei (common prickly gecko), 1128 nucleotides long. RefSeq names its product visual system homeobox 1 (gene VSX1). Gene Ontology annotation, molecular function: DNA-binding transcription factor activity, RNA polymerase II-specific; transcription cis-regulatory region binding. Gene Ontology annotation, cellular component: nucleus. Bases 1 to 1098 code for a protein of 365 amino acids. The record is from RefSeq and is a predicted model, not a curated record. Gene Ontology annotation, biological process: regulation of DNA-templated transcription. The transcript has 5 exons. Lineage: Eukaryota; Metazoa; Chordata; Lepidosauria; Squamata; Gekkonidae.